Messenger RNA from Papaver somniferum (opium poppy), 3210 nucleotides. RefSeq names its product beta-galactosidase 10-like. The transcript has 19 exons. The record is from RefSeq and is a predicted model, not a curated record. Gene Ontology annotation, biological process: carbohydrate metabolic process. NCBI's taxonomy places the organism in Eukaryota, Viridiplantae, Streptophyta, Magnoliopsida, Ranunculales, Papaveraceae. Gene Ontology annotation, cellular component: cell wall; vacuole. The coding region runs from base 335 to 2893 and encodes 852 amino acids. Gene Ontology annotation, molecular function: carbohydrate binding; beta-galactosidase activity.
CAUCAAUCUGUUAGUCCAUUCUGCAAAACCCCUUAAAAUCUGCAGGUUAUCAAUGUGUAUCAACGCAGUUGUAUUGGAUUGGAUAUAACUCACUAUCUUCUCCUGUCCUAAAAUUUAACUGUCCAAUGUCUUCUUCAAAACUCACAUUAACGCGUCUAUACUUACUUUCCACUUUAUAACCAGCUAACCACAUUAUUACUACUACAGUCCUACUUCUCUUCUUCAGUCUCAUUUAAUGCAAAUCUCCAUAUCCAUUUUUUCUCUACUUCAAUUUUGGUGCUAUAUAAAUUAGAACCUGAAGAAAGCUUGAACUUGUUAUACUGAGUGAUCCAAUAUGUCUAAAACUAGUAAUUCUUCUCUGUUAUUAUGCUUCAUUUUCUUCUUCGCGUUUUCUUCGUUUUCGUUAGCGUCUAAUGUUACUUAUGAUAGUCGCUCUUUGAUUAUUGAUGGACAAAGAAAACUCUUCCUCUCUGCAUCUAUACAUUAUCCUCGUAGUGUACCUGGUAUGUGGCCAGGACUGGUUAAGACAGCCAAACAAGGUGGGAUUAAUGUCAUUGAAACUUAUGUCUUUUGGAAUGGACAUGAACUUUCUCCUGGGAAGUAUUAUUUCGAUAAACGAUGGGAUUUGGUCAAGUUCGCGAAAAUUGUUCAACAAGAAGGGAUGUAUUUGAUUCUAAGGAUUGGUCCAUUUGUUGCUGCUGAAUGGAAUUUUGGUGGGAUACCUGUUUGGCUGCAUUAUGUGCCAGGAACCGUCUUUAGAACUGAUAACGAGCACUUUAAGUUUUAUAUGCAAAAUUUUACGACAUAUAUAGUGAACCUGAUGAAGAAAGAGAAGCUUUUUGCAUCACAGGGAGGCCCUAUCAUCUUGUCCCAGAUAGAGAAUGAGUAUGGAGAUAUUGAAAGAGUGUAUGGAGAAGGGGGCAAGCCAUAUGCAAUGUGGGCUGCAAAGAUGGCUGUUGCUCAAAAUAUAGGUGUACCUUGGAUAAUGUGUCAGCAGUAUGAUGCACCAGAUCCUGUGAUCAAUACCUGCAAUUCUUUUUACUGUGAUCAAUUCAAGCCCAACUCCGAUAACAAGCCAAAAAUUUGGACUGAGAACUGGCCUGGAUGGUUCAAGACAUUUGGGUCCAGGGAUCCUCAUAGGCCAGUUGAAGAUGUUGCUUUUGCCGUUGCUCGGUUUUUUCAGAAAGGCGGUAGUGUACAUAACUACUACAUGUAUCAUGGUGGGACAAAUUUUGGUCGCACUUCAGGAGGGCCGUUCAUUACUACAAGCUACGACUAUGAUGCACCAAUUGAUGAAUAUGGAAUUGCUCGGCUUCCAAAAUGGGGACACCUCAAGCAACUUCAUGAAGCUAUAAUGUUAUGUGAGCAUGCACUGCUACAUGGUGUACAAACUCUGGUGUCUCUUGGUCCUUCUCAAGAGGCUGAUGUUUACUCUGAAGCUUCGGGAGGCUGUGCUGCUUUCCUUUCUAACGCCGAUGAAGAAAAUGAUAAGACAGUCACCUUUAAGAAUGUAACAUAUCAUCUUCCAGCCUGGUCAGUCAGUAUCUUACCAGACUGCAAGAAGGUGGCGUUUAACACGGCAAAGGUGGGAUUUCAAAGCUCCAUACUGGAAAUGGCACCAGAAAAUCUUCAGGUGUCUUCAGAUAAAAAAUCCGGCAGUCUGCAGUGGGAUAUAUUUACAGAAAAGGCAGGGGUCUGGGGAGCAGCUGAUUUUACUAAAAAUGGUUUGGUAGAUCACAUAAAUACAACAAAAGAUACUACUGACUACCUUUGGUACACAACAAGUGUGUAUGUUAAUGAAAAUGAGAGCUUUUUGAGUAACGGAAGCCGUCCAAAGCUUGUCAUCUCAUCGAAUGGUCAUGCUCUGCUUGCUUUUAUCAAUCAGAAGCUUGAAGCUAGCGCAGCUGGAAACGGUGGUGGCUCGGCUUUCAAAUUUGACAGUCCCAUUAAUUUGAAGGCUGGGAAGAAUGACAUUGAUCUUCUUGGCAUGACAGUGGGUUUAUCAAAUGCAGGACCAUUUUAUGAUUUUGUACCAGCAGGGAUAACCAGUGUGAAGUUAGAGGGGUUUAAUAAUGGAACCAUUGACUUGUCAUCAAAUACCUGGAUCUAUAAGAUUGGGCUAGAAGGUGAACACCUUAAGAUAUACCAGCCAAGUGGUACAAACAGUGUGAAGUGGCAGUCAACUUCAGAGCCACCAAAAAAUCAACCUCUCACAUGGUACAAGGCUGUAGUGGAUGCUCCAAAUGGAGAUGAACCAAUUGGUUUAGAUAUGGUAGACAUGGGCAAAGGCCUUGCUUGGCUGAAUGGAGAAGAAAUUGGAAGAUACUGGCCAAGGCCAAGCUCUAUAUAUGAGACCUGUACUGCUGAUUGCAAUUACAGAGGCAAAUUCAACCCAAACAAAUGCAGCACUGGUUGUGGUGAACCAACUCAAAGAUGGUACCAUGUUCCAAGGUCUUGGUUCAAGCCAUCUGGAAAUAUUCUUGUGAUUUUUGAAGAGAAAGGGGGAGAUCCAGGUAGAAUUAAAUUCUCAAGACGAAAAGUUACAGGUGUAUGUGCUCUUAUUUCAGAGGAUUAUCCCUCUCUAGAGUAUGAAUCUUGGAAUGAGGACAUGACAGUGAAAAAAGAGAUCAGACCAACUCUCCAUCUGAAUUGCCCCAAAGGCACACUGAUAUCUGCAAUAAAAUUUGCAAGCUUUGGAACCCCAACUGGAAAAUGCGGUUCUUACAGCAAGGGUGACUGUCACGAUCCUACUUCUCUUUCGAAAGUUGAAAAGGUCUGCUUGAACAAGCAAGAGUGUGCUUUAUCACUGUCAAAGAGGAACUUCAAUAUGACCUUAUGCCAUAGCUCAACGAAGAAGCUAGCUGUUGAAGCUGAAUGCAGCUUAUAUAUUUGAGUUACAAUAGCAGCAGCAACCAAGUCAGCUUACAUCUACACGUACAGCCCUGAUGCUCCAUUUUUGUCAGUCAUACGGGUUCCAGCCAGAUUCUUAGCCUAUAGAAGCAAUAUAUAAACGAUAGAAGUCGAAUGUUUUCCCUCAAGAGUGAAAUAAAGAGUUUCCUUUUUCUUUUCAUUACUUUUUUGCUUGGGCUAUCGAGUGUUGCUGCAAUUUGGCUAAAAUUGGUGUUACUUGACUAUCAAAGACCACCAUUGACCAAACAUUCUUAUGAUUUCCUGUAACAAUUUAUUUAUGUAUUUAUUUAUUUAGUUUCA